Molecule: messenger RNA, 1751 nt
Organism: Stylophora pistillata
Lineage: Eukaryota; Metazoa; Cnidaria; Anthozoa; Scleractinia; Pocilloporidae
Product: sorting nexin-12
Biological process (GO): late endosome to Golgi transport; endocytic recycling
Cellular component (GO): early endosome membrane; retromer complex
Molecular function (GO): phosphatidylinositol-3-phosphate binding
Source: RefSeq, a predicted model, not a curated record
AGAGCCAGUUGUGCGGACAUCUUGGUCUGUGAUCGCGAGGAGAUGAUGGCGGCUACUAGUGAAACUGGAGAUAGACUUGAUACUCGAAGGCUUGAAGCUAAGAAACAAACCUUGGAUGAUGCUUAUGCUGCUCCAGCGAAUUUUCUAGAGAUCGAUGUUGUCAAUCCUGAGACACAUGGGGUCGGUAAAAAACGGUACACUGACUAUGAAGUGCGAAUGAGGACAAAUCUCCCAGUUUUUAAGGUCAAAGAGUCAUCUGUAAGGAGACGGUACAGUGAUUUCAAAUGGCUAAGAGGGGAGUUAGAACGUGACAGCAAGAUAGUGGUACCUCCUCUUCCAGGUGAUGCAUUCAAGAAGCAAUUACCAUUCAGAGGGGAUGAUGGAAUUUUUGAAGAUGAUUUUAUUGAAGAAAGAAGGCAAGGUUUGGAGGCAUUUGUGAACAGGGUGUCUGGACAUCCUCUGGCCCAGAAUGAACGUUGUCUGCACAUGUUCCUAACAGAACCCAUUAUAGAUAAGAAUUAUGUCCCAGGAAAAGUUAGAACCACAUAAAACCAUAUGGAAUAUUGAUUAGGAAUGACAACAUUGUAUAAUUAUUCUUCGAGGUUAAACAAUCAAACAUCACUGAAAGGUGCUUUUAUCCUUCUAGCCAUCACAAUGUUUAGCUGCUCCACUAGCAUCUUUUGAAUGGUGUAGUACAAAGUUAGUUGUUCAGUGAAAGAAAUUACAAAAAUGUGAUCAUUAGUGAUUUAUGACAAAAUUGUAUAUUGGAUAUCAGAGCAAAACAUUUUUCUUGAUGGCUUAAGAACUAAAGGUUUGCUAUAUAUUUUUGGAGUUAUUCAAGAUUAAAUGGUGUACUGUACUUAAUUGCAAAUGAUUUGGGCAUUUCAAAGUAUAAAUGAAAUGAGAAUGCAUUUAUAGAAAGUAGCAGGAAACAAGGUUGAGGUUCUGAAGAUUACACAAUCUUCCAUUUUUGAUACGUUCAAAGCCUCUGUCAUAAGACUUUGAUAUGAAAUUGAUUUUUAAUGAGUGAAACUUGUUUUCCAAGGAUGGUUUUGCACCCAGCUUCAUCUUGAAAGAGACGGUUUUUGGAACUCAGAAAUGCCCUCUCUCUAAUGAAUACUCCAUAGUUGAUCUUAAUAGUAGUAGUGAGGUGUUAUUAGGUCAGGCAUUAUUCCAACUGAUCAUCAUGCAUUGUAGGAUGACAUGCUGAUGCUUAACACCAAUCAACCAAAUGGUGACUUACUAGUAGUCAUCAUUAUUGCCAUGAUAUUACAAUUUUUUUUUCUUUAUGGAUUGAAGAAAUAUCAUUAGUACACUAAUGUGAGGGUAUGUGGUGGACAAUUUUGAUUUAUCUGUUUGUGCUAUGGCUUUACCAAUGCUUGUGCCGAAAUACCCCUGUUGCUGUCAUUGUUAUCAUAAUAUUACUUUUUUUUUUCUUAAAUAUUGAAGAAAUGUUAUUAGUCCACUAAUGUGAGGGUGUGUGGUGGGAAUAUUUGAUUAAUUUGUUACUGCUAGAGCUUUACCAAUGCUUGUGCAGGAUUACCUCUGUCACCAUAACUCUAAGACUGAAAUGAAAAUGCUUUGCUUUGCUUGAGAUGAUUAUAUGAAGCAAACUAGAAUAUUUCAUAUCUAAAAUGUAUUUGCACACUUUUUAAAAUAGGAAGUAUUAUGUAAUAUGGUGCUGUACCACUAUAUAGUACGGUGAAGGUUAUAUCUAUCUUCCAUUUUUUAAUAAAUCAAUUUUGCUAUAA